Messenger RNA from Knipowitschia caucasica, 1230 nucleotides. NCBI's taxonomy places the organism in Eukaryota, Metazoa, Chordata, Actinopteri, Gobiiformes, Gobiidae. The record is from the annotation of a GenBank genome assembly.
AUGACUACAGCUGUGACUGUGAGGGUGUCCUCUCAAGUGCCUAUCCGAGGUCCUGGAGAUGGAAUGGAAACAGAAAAACCAAAAACGACCAUUGAAGUUAGCACAGACAACCCACCCUCACCAACUUCGUCUAUUUUUCCACUUCUAAAAGAAGCGAGUCCUAAACGAAGCCCAAAAUCUACUGUCCCAUCCCUACCUCCUUCCCCUCAGCCUCCCGGUGUGCUACAUUUUGGGAAAGUAAGUCGAGAGGCAUGUACAGAGGUAGAAGCAGUGAGGAUAUUGGUGCCUCGGGCCGCUAUAAGCAGAAGCAGCAACAGAGGCCCCACGGCAGAGAGCAGAGGAGAGUCUGGACAACAGGUUGACGAUCAGGGAUUGCAUCUAUUGCCCCUGGUGGAAGACUGGAAAGUACAACUGGAUAAACUGCAGAACUCGGAACGAAGACUGCUGCAGGACAAAGAAGGGCUGUGCAACCAGUUACGUGUGCAAACAGAGGUGAACCGUGAGCUGAAGAAGCUGUUGGUGGCCUCAGUAGGCGAUGACCUCCAGUAUCAGUUUGAGAGAUUGUCCAGAGAGAAAAACCAGCUGAUCCUGGAGAAUGAGGCUUUGGGCCGAUGUCUGUCCCACACCGCUGAGCAGUUGGAACGCAUGAGCAUCCAAUGUGACGUCUGGAGGAGCAAGUUCCUCGCCAGCAGAGUGAUGGCAGAGGAGCUGACAAAUGCCAGAGCGGCUCUACAGAGACAAACACGAGAGGCACAAGGAGCAAUUCAAGACCUGCUUCUAGAAAGAGAAGAGUUCUCCAGAGAAAUGGUUCAGACGCACAGAUCCCUGGAGCAGCUCUUGGUGUCCCUACAGUGGGGCCGGGAGCAGACGUACUACCCCAGCGCACAGCCCCUCAGCUCAGGAGAACUGGCUUCAUCCAACCACAAACUCGCAGACGCCAUCAACUCUCACCUGCUGGGAAACACAAGCAGCAAGGUGGCUAAAGGCAGCAACAGCAACCCCGAACAGCUCUGCAGCACACCAGCCGAAAAAAUGGCAGAGAAGGUACUUAAGAUCUUGGACCCAAUAUCUCCUUCUGAGGAACAGACUCAGACGCCUUUAAGUGAUGAUUCCUCCACUAACUUUCUUAAUAAUAAAAAGAGUAUUGGCAGGUUUCACCCGUAUACUCGAUAUGAAAACAUUACCUUCAACUGCUGUGAGCGCUGCACUGGGGACAUCUUGGUGCUGUAA